AUGCCCGUGGCGUUGGCAUCGUUUCCACCGGCGACGGUGUCUGCCAUUGCGCGACAUGUGGUUGGAUCGCUGCCAGCAACAGACACGCAGCGCAUGACCGCAGAGACGGUGGAGUGGACCAUGCAUGUGCUACUGGCCGCAACCAGCCUUCCUGAGGAGGAGGCCACCAUCCAGGGCGGUGAAACGACGCCGCAGGCGCACGUGGCGAAGCAGCAGUUCAUCCAAGCCACAUCCCCGGCGCAGGCGCAGGGCGCUGUCUCGCGGCGCGCCACCACCUCGGUCGCAAACCGCGCAGCCCAUAGCAGACCCGCAGACGCCAGCCAGCCCAGAAGCCCUUCCGCUCUUGAACAGCUGACACAGAGUGCCCAGGCGCCCCAGAUGUAUCUUGGUGACAUUGUGUACGGUGCGUUGGAUGUGCUCACCUCAUGGCUGGCGUUGGGGCCCGCCUGCCCCAAGGUGAUCCACAACCGCCCGCGAAAGCUUCUCCCCACCAUCAUCACACACAUCGUUGCCCUCUUCAGCGACAAUCAUCGCCGUCCAGAUGCCCCACACUGCAGGAAGGUGUUCAAUGCACUUGAUCAGCUGGUGACCAUCUGCGAUGAUCCAGAGACGGUCGUCGUCGCCCUUAGGGGCUUCCUAUCCAUCGCCAAUGACCUCAUGUUGUCCCCAGCAGCACUUCAGCUUGCCCUGCGCGUGUGCGAUCAUCUUCUCCCAACGCUCCUUCGCGCCUGGGUCAAGGUGUGUGCGAGGCAGUAUCCCAGCCAGCGACUCUGGGCCGAAUUCACCACCAGCUUUCGAUCGUGGCGGUCGUGGGCGAAAGCAGCGACGUGGUGGGGCCUCGUCACCAGAAGACUCGCACAGCGCUUGGUGGAUGUGCUGUACGGAUCCCGUGAUUCCGCCCGCAGCAAAUCUCAAUCGCAAGAAACAGAUGCGUUUGAGGCAGCUGUUGAGACGAUGCGGCCUGAGGUGCUGUCGCAGUGCUGGAGCGCCAUGCUGCAUCUCAUCGCCGACCACCGCGCCCUCAACCCGCGCCAAUUCCCGCCAGACGCUUUUAUCGAGUUUGUCGACAACGUGGCCUCCAUGGUCAACGUUUUUGUGGACGUGGGCCAGCACCACCCGCCGCCAACCAUCAACAGCAUGCUCGCCCUCUUUGGCCACUGGCUCUUCGCCGCAGCGUCCCCGGACACGGGACCAGAGUUCCUGCAGGCGCGCGCCAGCGCAACAGGCGCACUUGUGGCCAUCUACACCUCCCACCAGUCCAUCCCGCCCGCCCCUCAGUAUGCACACGCGUUUGUCGGCCUCGUCACGCUGGGAUUGCGCAACAGCGUGCUGACGCAGUACAUUUUGGGGCGUGGCAGCGGCCUCUUUACAAACGCGGUGCAGCUCCAGCCGCAGCUGCUGGUGGCCAUGCUCCCGUUUGCCGCCGUGGCCAAGCACGUGUUGACGGGGGAGGUGGCUGCUGGACGCGCGGUCCGGUUCGCCGCGGCCACCAUCCUGCAAACCCUGGCGUGCUAUCCAAACCACCUCGGACACGUGCCAACGAGCGGGCUGGCAGUCUCACUCGAUACCAACACAACAGCCCUCGUAGGAGAAGCAGCAGCGGCAGUAUCGAAGAACAACAACGCGGAUCGUGUAAAGGGUACACGCGGUGGCGAAGGCGACACGGCAAUGACAGACAAGGCAGCGCCCCAGAGAGAAAGGCCAGCCAUGAGUGGCAGUGGAGGGGGACAACAGGGACAAGAGUGGUCUACGGAGAUUGAUGCGCCGUACUUUAGCUCCCUCACGCGCCGCUUUGGAAGCAUUUGCCUGCAGGCAAUCAUGAAGGAGGACGACGACGUCAUCUUGCAGAUUAUCAUGAACACGAUUUACACCGUCAUCUUGGACGACGAAACGAAGCGCGCAUGCACGCGCGCAACCAACUCGCUCUCGCAGCGCCCGCAGUCGCCGCUGACAUAUACACAACAACAACAACAACAACAACAACAACAACAACAACAACAACAACAACAACAACAACAACAACAACAACAACAACAACAACAACAACAACAACAACAACAACAACAACAACAACAACAACAGCAGCAGCAGCAGCAGUCUGCAACGGACGUGCGGUCCAAGAAACCGCUGCCGCCACUGCUUAUCGUCUCCACGCUGCGGGUCCUCAUCACGGGCCUCUGCGAACGGCCGUGGUCGCUGAAUGUGCAGAUGACCGCGCUGGAGACAAUACGCGGCUUCUCGCGUCUCUUCGACAUUGUCAUGGAGGCCGACCCGCGCGCCGCCCCGCAGCUCAUCCUGGGCCUCUGCACUUUCAUCGAGAUGCAGCUCGGGCAACCGCGGCAACGGCACACGCGCCACCUGCACACCUCCAUCGUUGUCGGCUACCACUGCCUCCUCUCGUGGAUGACUCCAUAUUGGUGCCACGACUGUGCACACGGUGUUCUGGCUGCUGUGCUCCGCGUCAUCAUGUGCGGUCUUGUUGGCACAUCCGCACAGGACUCUGUCAAGUUCCAGUCUGCUGCGGAGAGCAGGUGGAUUCUCGGCAAAGCGCCACCGCGACGCAAGCGGCAGAUCAGCGAAGGGGAGCUUGGCGUGACGUCGCCGUCGUAUCGCGUGCAGGAGGCAGCGAGUCUUCUGCUGCGGAAAUUGCACAGCACACACACGCGCCCGGAGCACCGCCGCAACCCAGGUCACAUUGUCACUGUGCAGCUUGCGCGCUUGUUGUGGGCGAGAUGCGUUGAUGCUGCACAAUCGCCUGUGCUCUCUUCAUACGUCGUACUCACGGACACCGUCGACGUGUGUGCAGGGCUCAAGGUGGAGGAAGAGUUUCGCGCGUGGCGAGAAGGCUCAAAAGCGGACCUGCGGUACUUCAGCAUUGGCAUGCACACCAUCCUGGCCGUGCAUGCGCCAAAGAAAGGUGCUGACUCAGCAGUUCUCGUUGUGCGGGACGAGAGCGGGCGGUCCGUGUGGAGAAUACGUCCGGACUGGAUCCCUUCAACGGCGACACCACGAUCGGCAACGAGCGCCCCUGCAUCUCAGGCAGCGAGCAUGCGGCGCACGACCACCGCGCCCGCAACCAUAUCUGCAAUGACGGGCGGCCGCCACGACACACAUGCACACGCACACGCACACGGGCAGCAGCAGCAGCAGCAGCAGCAGCAGCAGCGUUGCAAUGAUGAUGGUGAUGAUGGCGGUGGAGACAGGGUUGUGGAGCCUGAGCCGAUCCUUGAAGGCGUGACGGCAGCGAACUUCAACGCGCGAUUGGAGGAAAUCACGGGCGAGAGUAAUCCAUCCUUCCCAUGCACAGUGGAACACAGCGAUGAUGGAGAGGGUGGUGCAUAUGGUGCCGGGCAUGACAGUGACGGUCAUGAUGGCACUGGCGCUGACGGUGUGGGAGGCGACGGCGGUAUUGACGGUGCUGGAUGCUGGUUGAAUUCGGCGUUUGCGCAGCAGAUUCGUGAGGAACACAUGCACACCGUUGACCCG
This is a messenger RNA of Salpingoeca rosetta, 3486 nucleotides long. RefSeq lists its product as uncharacterized. The transcript has 15 exons. NCBI's taxonomy places the organism in Eukaryota, Choanoflagellata, Craspedida, Salpingoecidae. Gene Ontology annotation, biological process: activation of GTPase activity. The record is from RefSeq and is a predicted model, not a curated record. The annotation marks the transcript as partial. Gene Ontology annotation, molecular function: GTPase activator activity.